This is a messenger RNA of Acyrthosiphon pisum (pea aphid), 848 nucleotides long. RefSeq lists its product as uncharacterized. The transcript has 3 exons. NCBI's taxonomy places the organism in Eukaryota, Metazoa, Arthropoda, Insecta, Hemiptera, Aphididae. The record is from RefSeq and is a predicted model, not a curated record. Bases 1 to 519 code for a protein of 172 amino acids.
AUGGCUUAUAAUAAUUUUCAGUACAAUCCAUUGCUAACUUACACAAUACGAUUUCAUAAAUUGUCAUUUCAACCGAACUUCACUGGAAAUUAUACAAUUGACAAGUAUAGAGAAAAAGAAUUCGUUAACGGAUUUCUUUCACUUGACCCACCACAAACAAUAGACAAGAUUGUCGUAGUAUUUCAACGUUGUAAUCCAGAAGGUGUGGAUUGUGAGUAUUUCCAAUCAUGGUCAAUGACAGAUCUUUGUCCUAAAUUAAGGGACAGGAACCAAAUAUGGUCCAGUUGGUAUGGAGCAUUUGAUCCGCAGCCGAAUUGUCCAGUAAAACGAGUGAAUUCUUUUAUAAGAAAUGGAACUAUUGAUUUUGCCCAAGCAGUCCGAUGGUAUCCUGAUUGUGUUAACUAUCAAUGGAAAGUGGCACAAAAGUUUUUUGCCGGUGAACGUUAUAUAGGCACUUACACGUUUGAAGUAUCAGUGUUUGGCUACAGGAAAAGAAACAAAAAACCAUCAAAACAAUAAGAUGUAAUAUCAUUUUAAGUAUGUUAUAGUAUUUUGAAAUUUAUUUAACCAUUACCAUACUAUACCAUUUUAUUAAAAACCACACUUACAACUAUUUAUAUUCUGAAACUAAGUAAUAUAUAUUUUUAUCGUCUUAUUAUUAUUUGUGUGUGCUUACACAAUUUAGCUUGGAACGAUGGUGUUAUUAUACUCAUUAUAAAUAUUAAUAAAAUAAACUUAAAAAUGUUUAUUGUACUUUUUAUUUGAAUAAAAUUUAUAUCUGGUUUAUUAUAUACAUAAAUUGAACAUAUAGAAAUACGAUAGGUAUACACCACAUAUUAAUUUAUUAG